Molecule: messenger RNA, 5432 nt
Organism: Neltuma alba
Lineage: Eukaryota; Viridiplantae; Streptophyta; Magnoliopsida; Fabales; Fabaceae
Source: RefSeq, a predicted model, not a curated record
AUGUCUAUCCACGAUAUCUGGUUUCCGUAAUUUGAAAAAUUGUAUCUAGAUCUCGAUCUAUGGCUUCUGCGAAGGACGUGGGGUCAGUCUGCUUGUAUAUAUUGCCACAACCGACUGAGUAACUGAAAAAUCUGAGCUUUUCGGCGUGCUAGGUCGGCGUGUUAGUUAGACAAUUUGAGUGGGAUGAGUGGAGGUCGUCGUUCAUCGGCGGGGAUAGGUUUCGGUGACCGAGGCAGUCUAUCGGCGACGAAAUUUAACUUUUGAUCCUGAGGACGCGAGCUCUUAUCCUCUAUCUCCAUCACGUCGGCGUCUGCGCUUUCCUGCCAAUCCUCUGAUCAAUGUCGGCGAUAGAGAAGCUGUUCAUUCAAAUCUUCGAGAAGAAGAAGCGAAUAAUCGAUCAGGCCCAUCGUCAGUGUCAUCUAUUCGACCAGCACCUUGUGUCUAAACUCCUUAUCGACGGAAUUGUCCCUCCUCCAUGGCUGUCCAACCCUAUGCUUACCUCCCUUACCUCAGAUCCCAAAGAUUUAAAUGAAGAUGAUCUUAUAUUUGGAGCGCUAUUAUCAAGAGCACAGUCUACAAAUCCUAUCUCUGAUCGUGGUUGGAAUCGGCAGGGCAACGUGGUUGCUACAACUGAUGAUGGUCAGUCUCAAAGUUGUUUACAUAAUGAAUUCCAUGCUGUAAAUAGAGAUAUCGGCGCAGGAGAUGGAUUUUCAAAUUUGCCAGAUUGCUCUGUCAAUAAUGUUGGACGUUCCUCAUUUAGUGCCCCAGAAAUGGAUUCUACAGCUAUAUCUCCUCAAAUUCAGAUGGAAUCAAGAAUCUCACACAGUUACAACGACCCCGCUCUCUCCCUGGCAAAGUUGCAAAGAUCAAAGUCAAGACAGAGGGCUCUGGAGCUCCGUCAUAGUGCAAAGGCAGCUAAAAGCUGUUCAGGAUAUGAUAAUUAUAUUGAUGUUUGUGCUAGUGGAAAAACAGGCUCUGCAACUUCUUCCCCGCACUUGGACCAUUUCGAAGGGUCAGAAUUAGCGAAAGCUUCUAAUAGCAAUAUUCACAGUUGUGCUGCGGAAGACGUAAAAAGAGGUGAGUGUUCGACUCAGAGAAAUGAUCAGUCUAACUAUUCUGGUCGCGUUACGAGAUCUAGAAGCUUAGCACUGAAACCCAACUCGUUGGAUGUGGUUAGUUCUUCCGAAGUGAAAGAAGAUGGUCCUGAGUCUAAUAAUGUGAUCAACCGAUCGGGGCCAGUUGAUGCCCCUUGGUUUUCAAAUGGAAGUUGCGAAGCUAAGGAAACAAAUAAAGGAGAUUAUCAGAGGAGGGAAACAGAAGACAAUGCUUUUAGUAAGAAAGUAACAAGAUCUAGAAGUAAUAGCCAAAAAAAAUGUGAUAACGAAUUGCAGAAGCAUGAAAGUGCCUUGGCUGGCGGCAACGAAGUCGAACCACCAGAUUCUAUGCAACCAGUAGUUAACGGUGGACGGACUUUUUUCAGCGAAACCUGUGAUUAUGAAAUGAAUGUCAGAGGAAAACAACCAAAGAUAGCGGCUGCUGCAGCGACGAACAAGAAAGCAAUGUUAAGAUUAGAAGAUUGCCUGGAAGUUUUUUCCAGGCACCUAAUGAGGAGCUUUGAUGCAUGGUGGUUCUUUAAAGUCAAUCGGGAAACAACAAAAUCACCUCAACCUUCAGUUUCACAGCAUUUACAGCCUCCUGCAAUGCGUGUUGUUAGUUCCUUCCAUUGUGAGAAGGAUCCAGAUUUAUGUGCAGUAGAAGUGAAGACCACUGAAGGAAAAUCAAAGUCUGUCAGCCACAUUUUUGCUGAUAAAAGUUCCAACUCCUCUUCAAGUGAAAAGGAUUGCAAAUUAGAUACAGAAGUUGCAGCAACAGCUUCUUGUGGGAAUACAAGGGCUGCGACUACGUCCAGAACUGAAGGAUCAUUGAGGCAUGUGAAUUCUGCCGAUUUAGAUAGCAGACAUUCUACUUUGAGGAAGUCUUUGCUUGAGAAAUCAUUGCAUGCUGAAACAGUUGUGGCCGAUAAAUCCUUGAAUGCUCGAGAAAAUAUAAUAUCAGGUGUCAAUGUCACUUGUAAUAUUGAUGACAGAGCUGCUGGAACUGUUGCGAAAGAUGCUGUAGAGUUCGAUGUUUUAGUUGAUAAACGUAAAUCUUGUUCAGGGUCGUCCCCUAGAGUUGGAUUGGACGUUUCAGUCUCGAGGCCGCCACCCUCUAAUUUUGUUAUGUCUGUGAAGCCCAAACAACUUGACUUUGAUAAUGUUGAAGAGAGUAUGAAUGGAAUUCCAGGUGCCGAUCUGAAAGCAGGAGGACAGGGCGUGUCGCCUGGUAAAGGAGCUUUGACCAUGUUAGAGCCAGGAUAUUUGGAUGACAAUGUAUCAUCUCUUUUAUGCGAAGAGAAAUGCAACUUUUCCCUGGAUGCGCAAUUGCUGGGGAGUCAGGAAGCUACGGUCAGAGAAGACGGCCCUCAAAUGAGAUCUUGUGAAAGCGAUGCCGAGGAGACUGAUGCAGCCAGGAAAUCGCGAGGCGUCAUGUCAUCCAAGUCACAGUCAUUUGGGGUUCAGAAGCAGUUAUGUCAGCAUGCUCCCAUAGGAAGUCAGAACUUACCUUCCACAACGAAUGGCUUAAUUCCAUCACAAACUGCUUCUCAAAAUUCAUCUGGAAGUUUUCCAAAGGAAGCUGUGGCAUCCAAACUUGUUUUAGAAAACAUUAAUGCGGGAGGUGAUGAAUGCAGUUCUAGAAUAAUGAAGGACACUUGUUCUACAGCAGUUACUGGUAGUGAUCCGCUUGGAAAUGCAGUUCAAACUGUUACCGUUAUUCCAGUUGGGUCUACAGCUGCCAUGGAUGAACCGGACUUUUCUUCGACAAACCGGGACACAGGUUCUGGCGUUUGCUUACAUCAAAAUAACAGCUUAUCGAGGGGGAAGUGGUUCAACGAUGAAAAAGUCGCCGGUUUGUCAAGAAAACUCCGGAUUCCGAAAAAUUCCACAGGGAGUUUUGCCUCUGAUAACCAUUCUUGCCCUCAGCAUAAGAGAAGAAAGAUUGGAAGUCAGGCAGAGAGAUCUCUAACCGCCUCUCCUAGCCAUCUGGAAAAGCAACAUGAGUCUAGUAACCCAAGGCUGGUGAGUGGGAACUUUGACAUUAAAGAAGACGACGGAGAGGCUAGCACAGAAGUUCAAUAUUUGACAUCUCAUCAAGAGGAUAUAGAAAAUUCGCAUGCCAGUGACUACAUAGCAGAAGAAAUGCAAAAUACCGAGGGAUGCCACGUAAUGGAAAGGUCUUCCCUUGAAAUAAUAUCGGACCAGCAGAAAUUUAGCUUGGAUGGAAGGGACACAAGUAGCAAUACUGUUCUUUUUUUCACUUCAAGUGGAUUAGGAGAAUCUUUUGCACCUUGUUUGACUGAACAGGGUUCUAGCAACUCUCACAAUUGUUUGACGGCGAAAAAGGUUGUGACAAAUUCAUGUGGUUUUGGUAUUGGUUCAAGUAAGCAGUGCACCAUGGACAAGAGCCUGGAUGCAAAAGAAAGCAGUUCGGGAAGGAUUUAUCUGGGAGAGACUGCUAUGCUCUUAGAAGGUCCAUCUGUCUCUCAGGGGAUUCAAUGCUCGGAUCUGAUUGAUACAGAUGAAACUGCACCCGAGAUUGAAAGUUUCAUUAUCCAACCAGAUGAGGCGCGGCGAUGCACUGAUGGAGAUCAGAUUGAAUUAGAAAAGUUGAACUUCUCAAGUGAUACAGAUGAAUAUGCCUCCAUUCUGGAGCGCCUUAGUAGUUCUACUUUCGUGCAUUCUCCGUUUUGCUCUUCUUCAAACCCAUAUAGAUUACACAAGAUGCCGGAUAUUUAUCAGUCUUUACCAAAUGGACUUGUCGAGGGCAUGAUGGGUAUAAGGACUUCCCUUCCUGCAAAUGGUGAGAGUGGAAAGUCGUUUUCUGAUUGCCUACCAAAUUGCAAAAAUCAAUCAACGUGGGACAUCAAGAAAGCUUGUGUUUCUCCCAUUCAAACUCUAUGGGAUAAAAUUAAUUCAAAAUAUGGCAGUUCAGGGAAACGAGAAAGUUCGAAACCGGAGCUGCCCUGUAUUGAUGAAGAAAAUGAAGCUGCGGAUGAAAUUGCUAAUACUUUCCAAAAUAGGAUUCGUCCAGAAGGGACGACUGGCUCGAUCAUAAGAGAACCACUUGCGGAAAUUACGGAUGAUGCAAAGCCUUCAUUAGUUUCCCAAGAUGAUAUAUUGGAUGAUGGAUGUGGUCUAGCCAGAGAGUUCAGCUUCUGUGGGACUAGCAAUCAGGAAAAACAGAUACGUGAAAAGAGUAGUGCCUGCAGGAGAAGAUUCACUGGUAAGGGGAAGGAGAACCAGAGUAUAUCGCGAGGAACAAAUCAUGCUAGGAGGACCACUGAAUCGCUUCGCAAUAGAUCCAGUAGGCCAAAGUUAUCUGGCAAAAACAGCAUCAAUAAGGGUCCCGCUUAUCCCGGUGGGAAGUCUUCGUGCAGCAAUAUUGUAUCCAACAUCACAUCCUUCAUUCCUCUUGUACAACAGAAACAAGCAGCAGAAGUUACUACAGGGAAGAGGGACAUUAAAGUUAAAGCCCUUGAGGCUGCUGAGGCCGCAAAGCGUAUGGCAGAAGAAGAGAACGAACGUAAGUUGAAAAAGGAAGCUUUGAGGCUUGAGCGGGAAAGAAUCGAGCAAGACAACCGAAGGCAGCUGGAGCUGCAGAACAGAAAGAAAGAGGAGGAACGAAAGAAACGGGAGGCAGAACUAGCUGCUAAGAAGAGACAGAGGGAGGAGGAGGAAAGAAUCGAGAAAGAAAGAAAAAGAAAGCGGGUUGAGGAAGCAAAACAGAGGGGGGAGGAAGAAAGAAUUGAGAAAGAAAGAAAACGGAAGCGUGUUGAGGAAGCAAAGACGAAGCACCAAGAGCGUGAGAAGUUAGGUGCUAAGAAAGAAGAAAAAGGAACAAAAUGCCGCGAUGCUCUCGAUGGAAAAAAUGAAAGCAAGGAUUGUAUGGAUGGAAGAGAAAAAUGCAAGAACUUGGAAGAUAAUCGAGAAGGCAAAAUGAGAAUUCCAUUGGCGGAAACUUUUACCAGCAAGAACCCAAUGACUGAUGAAACGAAAGAAAGCCUAAAACAUUCUGAAGCCGUGAAUGAUUGUGGUAAUAAAGAAAAGAUAAUAGGCAAUACGAUCAAAGGAACUGGAAAUGACAAUUUGAUUGCCCAAAACACGAUUGAAGAGCAAUCAUAUGACAUUUCUCCAUACAAAGGUUCAGAUGACGAAGACGAAGACGAUGAUGACCGUACAGAUAAUAAUAAAUUUGUCCCUUCAUGGUCAAGUAAACAACGCCUGUACUCGGCAGUUUCUUCCCAGAAAUUGGUAGAUCCAGAAACCAUAUUUCCUCUGCAAAGCUUUUGCAAUAUUUCAGAAGUUCUCCUGCCUCGAAAACUUCAAGGUAAGUAG